Messenger RNA from Salvia splendens (bonfire salvia), 643 nucleotides. RefSeq names its product protein CHLORORESPIRATORY REDUCTION 7, chloroplastic. The record is from RefSeq and is a predicted model, not a curated record. The coding region runs from base 135 to 548 and encodes 137 amino acids. NCBI's taxonomy places the organism in Eukaryota, Viridiplantae, Streptophyta, Magnoliopsida, Lamiales, Lamiaceae. Gene Ontology annotation, cellular component: chloroplast stroma. The transcript is spliced from 3 exons.
CAAUUAGUUCACUAACAUGAAAACAAUUUGACCAUACAGGUCUUGUCUUGUCUUGUAUACGAGAAUUUUACAUGUUAGAUGAUUGAAUCUUGCUCUAACUUAUAUGGGGUUUGAAGCAGUGUUUAUGUGAUUUAAUGGAGAAGAUAUCAUUAUUAACAUCAAGCACCAGAAUUCAUCCACACUUACCAUUCUCCCAAUCCAAAACGCCAACUCCAUUUCCCCACAAAUGGAUUCAUCUCCGAAACACCCAAUUCCGAGGUCAUCUACUCAAGGUCGAUAGCUCGAGGAGAAGAAGGAGAUCCAACACGGAGUCUGAGACUUAUGUGUUGAUGGAGCCAGGCGAGGAUGAGGAAUUCGUGUCGGAAGACGAAUUGCGCGACAAGUUGAAACAAUGGUUGCAGAAUUGGCCGGGUAAAUCUCUUCCACCCGACCUUGCACGAUUUGAUUCCAUCGAUGAUGCUGUUCAAUACCUAGUUAAAUCUGUCUGUGAGCUCGAAAUCGAUGGCGAUGUCGGCUCAAUUCAGUGGUACCAAGUCCGAUUGGAGUAGCUAUUUUGUUUGUUAAUCAUGUUAUUGAAUAAUGCCCCUUUUGUGUUCGAUGAAAUGCUUGAAUUGAUAAUAUAUUUGUAUAUUACAGAAGUAAA